AUGGCCAUCGUCAGCGACACCAGCGAGCGCGGAUCACUGGUCUCCGACUACAACUUAGAGUAUGACGGCGUCAAGACCAACUGCGUCGACGAGGCCGCCGUCACCAUUGUCCAGAUCGCCAGCGCCCCUAUUCACGGUCGCCCUCGCAACUGCUCUCCGCCGCUUCACUUCCCCGACCUCGAGGUCGCAUACCUGAGCUUGAUGUUCGCCACUCCAGCCUCCCAGUCUCCAGCACUGCCCUCGAAAUAA
Messenger RNA from Colletotrichum spaethianum, 249 nucleotides. RefSeq lists its product as uncharacterized. The record is from RefSeq and is a predicted model, not a curated record. Lineage: Eukaryota; Fungi; Ascomycota; Sordariomycetes; Glomerellales; Glomerellaceae. The transcript is spliced from 2 exons. The coding region runs from base 1 to 249 and encodes 82 amino acids.